UGGAAUGUUGCGGUCAACAUGAAGGCUACGUUACUUUGUUCUGUGUUUAAAAGCUUGUGCAACAACUUUAAAUAUAUGUUCUAAUUCAUUUCAAUAAUGGCAUCACCAACAUUGAUACUCGAUAUGGGUGGUGGAUCACUGAAAAUUGGAUUUUCUACAGAUCCUCAUCCCAAGUAAUUUUUGCUUUUUCCGUAGAAUCGUCCUUAUUUUCCAAAAGAAUUAUCGAUAAUUCCAUUUUUAAGUCGAAAACGCUUGGUGGUCGUACAUUCGUUGGAAACGAAAUAGAACAAUGCAAUAAUUUGUCGAGUUUAUUUUGUGUCAUGCCAUUCAAAAAAGGCUAUAUUAACAACUGGGAGGUUCAAUGUCAAAUUUUGGACACAACUCUUAAAAGCAUAGUUAAAACAAACUCUCAAAAUUCUUUAUCUGAUCAUAAUCUAAUUGUUACUGAGCCGUAUUUCAACUUUUCAUCAACUAAGGAAGCUAUGAAUGAAAUCUUUUUUGAAGAUUAUCAAGUGGCUGGUUUGAUCCGCACAAAUCCUGCAUUUUUAAGCGCUUACAAAUACAGAAGUGAAUCAGCUCAACGUCUUUCAAGAUAUUGUAUAGUUAUUGACUCUGGAUACUCAUUUACGCACAUUGUGCCCAUGGCUGAUGGAUUUGUUAUGAAAGAUUUCGUCAUACGGUAUUUACCUUUUCAAUGAGGAUUUCUAUUGUCUUCCUUAAAAAACUUAUUUUUAAUUGUCUAUUCAAGGCUAACAGUAGGUGGAAAAAUUCUUACAAAUCGUUUGAUUGAAGCUGUAUCCUAUAGACAUUUGGAUGUUCGAAGUGAGAUAUAUAUAAUGAAUCAGUGCAAAGAAGAUGUAUGUUAUGUAUCCACUGACUUUUGGCAAGAUAUGAAUAUUUCUCGAUCGAACCAAAAAUCAAAUAGCAUUUUAAGAGAAUAUGUACUACCAAACUAUGUCGAUGUACACCGUGGAUAUGUUCGUGAUCCGAAUGCGGUGGCUUCUGAAAAUAGUGGUAAAGAUAAAUCAGAACAACGAGCUUCCAAUCUGUCACAGCAAGGAUAUGUAUUGCGUUUGAAUAAUGAGCGUUUUACAGUUCCUGAACUGAUUUUCCAUCCAUCUGAUGUGGGCUAUCAAGAAAUGGGGCUUACAGAAGCUAUCCAUUACUUAAUGAGUGAACGAUUACCGGCUGCAGUAAGGCCAGGAGCUUGGGCAAAUUUUAUGGUUAUGGGUGGUAAUGCAUGUUUUCCAGGAUUUGCUGACCGAUUACAAAGAGAUAUUCGUACUCAAGCACCUGAUGAUCUUCCAGUAAAUGUCUUUAAACCCCCUAAUCCUCAAACCUACGCUUGGGAAGGUGGUGUUUUGUUUUGUCAAAAUUCAGAUUCAUUCAAUCAUUUCUUAGUUACGCGCAAAGAAUAUGAAGAGCAAGGAUCUAGUUAUUGUGAAAAACGAUUCCCUAUUUCUUGAAUUUCUAUUAAUAUUUAUGCUUUUGUACAAUGAGACAAAGAAUAUGUAUAAAUUUAUUCAAUAUAUAUAGGAAUAAUAAUGGUAACAACACA
Schistosoma haematobium is the source of this 1558-nucleotide messenger RNA. Its product is annotated as Actin- protein 6. Gene Ontology annotation, cellular component: Swr1 complex. Gene Ontology annotation, molecular function: nucleosome binding. Bases 837 to 1466 code for a protein of 209 amino acids. The transcript is spliced from 9 exons. The record is from RefSeq and is a predicted model, not a curated record. Lineage: Eukaryota; Metazoa; Platyhelminthes; Trematoda; Strigeidida; Schistosomatidae.